Linum trigynum is the source of this 834-nucleotide messenger RNA. The record is from the annotation of a GenBank genome assembly. Lineage: Eukaryota; Viridiplantae; Streptophyta; Magnoliopsida; Malpighiales; Linaceae.
AUGUGCUGGGCAAACGGGAGUCAAGGGCAAACAAACAAAAAUGGGAAAGGAGAUGUUAAAAUUAAAGAUGGAGAGAUUGCCUCGUCUGCAACUACGACGUCAAAAAUCCCGGAACGUCAACGUUCACUAAGACAAGAAAGGAAAAGGAAUGCUUUGGGUAAAGAAAGAGACAUCUCCACGGGUGUGAGCAAAAUCCAUAAUAAAGGAAAGGACAUCAUGCGAGAAGACACAGGUAUGGGAAAAGGCAUACUGGGUUCAGGCCCAGCUCAGUUAAUUCGUGUGGUCAGCGACUCUCGGCCCAAACAGGCUUCAGAUAAGGCCUUCACUUCGGCCCAACCGGCCGCUUCUCCAUCUGAGCGCCCGAAACAGUCAGACCAUGAACCUUCGAUCGUGGGCUCUGGGCCCAUGUCAGAUAAAAGGCCCCUUCCCCUUAGCCAGCCACCGAUCCAACUGGUUGUGGGUCCUAAAGGGACUAAGAUGCACAUCAUGGAUGUCUCCUCAUCGCCAAAAAAGAGUCGGCAACCAGACUCCAGUUUCCCGACGGCUGCGGAACGCACAAAAUCAAACAGAAAUGCUCGGCUCCACCCUAAGAAGGGAUCUACACCGGUGAAGCUUCAGGCCUCCAAAGCUCUUCACAUAUGGUCCCCGUUGAAGGAUAAGAAGAACAAAUCAAGAGCCAGAUUGGCGACCCUUACGCUUCAGAAGAUUAAUGCCUGGACUGGAGCGGCGGCUCAAGCUGAUCGAAGCAUAGAGCAAGGAGUUGCUCGCCCACCCCACCUGGAGCACCUUGCCGUUGUUGAGGACAUGGCCGCUGCCGCCGGGACUCCCCUCUAA